UCGUCAGUCGAAUUCAACUCUCAUCUUGCUCCUUUAGUAACUAAGUCUCGAAGUAAAAUGCAUGAAAUGGCUAUCAAGCAAAGGCUUAUUACUGAUCAGGAUCCUCGUGGAAAUGGCUUUGUACAAUUAUCAGCUGAAGAAAAGCGAACAUUACUACAAGAAGGAUUUAAUCUUCCAAUUCAUUUACCGCUUAGCAAAGCUGAAGAAGAUGCACUUAAAGUCGUUCGAAGGAAAAUUAAAAACAAGUUAUCUGCUCAAGAAAGCCGACGAAAGCGCAAAGAAUAUGUUGAUUCUUUAGAAAAAAAGCUUCACGGCUAUUUCAGCGAGAAUUUAUCGCUUCAAAUAAAACAGCUCGAAGAAAAUAACAAAAAUCUCUUAAUGCAACUUAAAAUAUUGCAAGCUUCACCUGAUACUAUGCACGGUUUAUGA
Messenger RNA from Dracunculus medinensis (Guinea worm), 429 nucleotides. The record is from the annotation of a GenBank genome assembly. Lineage: Eukaryota; Metazoa; Nematoda; Chromadorea; Rhabditida; Dracunculidae.